Molecule: messenger RNA, 338 nt
Organism: Racocetra fulgida
Lineage: Eukaryota; Fungi; Glomeromycota; Glomeromycetes; Diversisporales; Gigasporaceae
Source: the annotation of a GenBank genome assembly
GGCAAGAUGGUGAGCCCGACUUAUUUUCGACAAAUACUAAUAAUAACAGUAUGGGACGCAAUAUGCCUUCUUUGGACGUAUUAUGUCAGUCGACCUUCCAGGAAAGCAACAUUACAAGAGCAGAAGAAAUAUCUUGCAAAGAGUCUGGAACGCUUAGCCGAGAAGAUAGUAAAGAUGGAACCAAAUACAAUACACCGCCCUCGGAAAGUAAAUCUCACGUAUUCACAACGAAAGGGGAAAGUGAAGAGGUUCAUGUUCGGUGUGUCGAUUCGUUGCGGACCUUCACCACCGUCGGAAACAACACUAAAACAAAACAGAUCUGCAUUUGGUUCACAUAA